CCGGGAAGGAGGGGGCGGGGCCCCAAGGUCACGCCCACUGUUGGAAAUGCAGCCACUCUGACCUAGCCUGGGCUCAGCCAGGCUCAGCUGGCUUCUGCUCCAGCUCCAACAAGCGGCCCGGCCAGCUGCACCCAAGGGUGCCGGGUAGAAUCUCCCUGGGAACCUCAGUCCCUCACGGGACCCUAACACCCCUCCCCCAACUCUUCUCCAACCCCCUUCGCCAUGGGCAAUGCCAACUGUGUCCCCCAGGCUCCUCGUUUCCGAGCCUCCUUCUCCAGGAAAUCCUCGCUGAAAGGAAAAAAGGAGGACAGCAUAAGGCGUCGAGGGGGACUGUUUGGAAGCGAGAGCAGCCAAGAUGGGGAUACGAAGGCCACCGACAAGAUUCUUUAUUACAUCCCGGGGACGGAUAUUCCGGGCCCAGAAAGUCACAAGGAAAAUGUAGACCAACCCUUCCUCAGUGUGUUCAAGAAGGGCCGGCAGAAAAUGCCCGUGAGGAACCUCGGGAAGAUUGUCCAUUAUGCCAAGGUCAAGUUCAAGUUCCAGCACUGCCCGGACAUCAGUGAUUGUUACCUGGAGCUGUUUCCCUCCUGUCUGUACUUCCAGGCUCAUGGCUCCAGUGGCCUCACCUACCAGGGGCUGCUGCCACUCACUUUGGUGAGCAUCUCUAGACUAGAGAUAGAAGGAGAACACGCCUUCCAGAUCACAGGCCCCCUGCCGUCUCCUCUUCUGGUAUUCUGUCCCAGCAAGUCUGAGCUCCGGCGCUGGCUUUAUCACCUGGAGAAGCAGAUGGACCUCGUAAGGGGACCCCAGUGCCCAUCUCUCCAGUUCCAGGGUCCUCUAGGGGAGAACCAUCUCUGCCCUCUCCCAUGGGCCCUCCAGCACUACCCAGUUCAUCACUGGGAAGGAACCAGUCGAGAAUCUCUGGGAGAUGUGGUCUGCGCCUCCCGAGUGAAGAUGCAGCAUCUGCCCUCCCAGGAGCAGCAUGACCGGAUUCUCAUCCUCUACCCAUCUACACUGGUCAUCCUGUCAGAGGAUUCUGAUGGACUGAACUUCAAGGGGGAGCUUCCACUCAACGCCAUCCAGCUCAACUUUGAGGAGAGUGAGAAACAGAUCCGGUCUUUCCUGAUAGAGGGCCACCUCAUCAAUACCAUCCGAGUGCUUUGUGCCAGCUAUGAGGACUACCAAGAUUGGCUGCUUUGUUUUCGGGCUAUCCACCUCAGAAGAGGGGGCUCCUCUACCCGCUCAGGCUCUGAGAGCUUCCAGGGGCCACGGCCACCCCUUCCCACACAGUUCUCAGUCAGCGGGCGAGCAUCCCUUACCUCUGAUGGACGGACCAACUCCUGGGCAUCCACAGGGGCCCCGUCCACUUCCUCCCACACCAGCAGCUCCCUCCCUGACCGCCCCGUGCUGCCUGACAGCUGCCCUGUGGGAGCUGACAGCACCCCCCAGAGGGACCAUGGCCAGGCCAACCCCAACAUCUCCAGCCUGGGAAGGCAUCGGGCAGAACUGAGACGCAGAAGCAGCAGCCGCUCCUCCAAGGGAAAAGGCACAGGGCAGCUGAAAGGAGAGGAGCCAGCACUCAGGGCUCCCCUGCAUCUGGACCUGGGCCUCACCAACCUAAACCGGAGGAGUCUAGAGGUCCUCGAGGGAGCAGCAGCUGACACCCCAGAGAAACCCCAGUCCCCACUGUAUGCUGACCCCUAUACCCCGACCUCUACCACCCACAACAAGAUCACAGACGUCAGUGACCUGGAUGAGUUCCUGGUGGCAGCUAAGAGUUGUGUAGGCCAGGAGCCACCGAGCACCUUCCCCACCAUCCCCGUCUCCGUCCCUGUCCCUGUCCCAUCCCCCAGCUUACACCCCCUUCAGAAAAAGCCAGCCCCUCAGCACCGGGAAUCUCAGAGACAUCGAGGCUCCUUCAAAGUCCGGGGAGCUGGUCCUCUAGAGCCUUCCCGAACCCGUCAGGUCCAGGUCACCCCAUCAAAGGAAGGUUCCCCUGAACCUCAGCUUCGACUUCCAGGUGGCAGCUCCCCCAGCAGGAAGGGUCAUGAGCAGGGACGGUCCUCCUCAGAGCCCUCCAGUGGCCAGAGAGACUUCAGUUAUGAUAACAUCUGGGACCAGCCAGGGCCACCUUCAUCUUCUAGACACAAGUGGCAUCGCCCUCCUGCAUCAGAGGCUGCAGGAAGGUUGACUCAGUGGAUUUGACCUGGCCUGGAGUCUUUUGCUGGUCAAAGUGGGUACCAGAAGGAAACCAGACAUCCUGGCCUCCAGCCCCACCUUGGUGCUAAAUGGAAGCCUCUCCGAAUUUUGGGGGCCUGGACCAUCUCAGUCUGCUUCUCCACACCCCCAAACAGCUGGGGAGAUUGAGUCAGGGUUUUAUCCAUCUUUGGGAGGGCUCAGCAGGUGGGACUUCAAUGUCCCAAGACCCAGCCUCUCCCCACUACUGCUUCCCAUGAGCCCUAGGGAAGGAGGGAAAGGAGAGAGCCAACUUCUUGCCCACUGCUGCCUUUGCCCAAAUCAGAUUCUACAUGAUUUUGAGAUGGGGCUCGGGACGAUGUGUGAAGGCUGAGCUCCUUCCAUCACUCAGAGCAGAACCCACCUAGGCUCUUUCCAAAACAGGCUGUGAGAGCCUGGGGCAUAAAGACAUAUCCGGGGAAUUGUGACUACAAGUCUGGGUCCCUCAGUGAGGGGUCCCUGAGUGGAGAUGGUGAGGGACACAUUCCAUAAAUGGCUGCUACUAUUCAUGUCCCUAAUCAUUCGAUGACACCCCCUUCCCCCAACCCCCCUUCCUUUCCAAAUCUGACCUAGCCCCCGGGGGAGGGGAUCCCCAGUGUACCUAGGUCUGUGGACAACUAAGCUCUUUGUGGUGUUACAAGUGUCCUUCCCACCUCCCCUUCUCUGCACCCCCAAAAUCAGUGUUCUCUGCUGCCCCCUGGUGGCUAUGUUGGGGAUUUGAGCUGUCCCCAUUCACUGGGAGAGGAAACUUCGAAGUGAUGACAUGAGGUGUAAGUAGGGCAGGGGAGGGAAGGAAAGAGAGACAGACAGAGAGAGAGAGAGAGAGAGAGAGAGAGAGA
Phascolarctos cinereus (koala) is the source of this 3074-nucleotide messenger RNA. It is a transcript of the gene PLEKHN1, whose product is annotated as pleckstrin homology domain containing N1. The record is from RefSeq and is a predicted model, not a curated record. Gene Ontology annotation, molecular function: phosphatidylinositol phosphate binding; phosphatidic acid binding; phosphatidylserine binding. Gene Ontology annotation, cellular component: mitochondrial membrane; cytoskeleton. Gene Ontology annotation, biological process: response to hypoxia; positive regulation of apoptotic process; 3'-UTR-mediated mRNA destabilization. Lineage: Eukaryota; Metazoa; Chordata; Mammalia; Diprotodontia; Phascolarctidae.